AUGGCGACCAGGAUAUUAUACUUGUUCGUUUGGUCCGCGGCAUUUCUUGCUGAGCGGCAGUGCGCCUCGCAAAUGACCACCGCAGGGCUUGCAUUCCCCACUGCGGGGCUUGGCAACAGCAGCAGCAGCGGGGAUGCCAGAAGCAAAAAAGACUCCAACCAGACCUACAACUCCCGACUUAAGAGGAAAAACCUGGCCAUGGAUUUUGCAGUGCCCUCUCUGUUGCGCUACUACAUUACCGAGUUGAUUAAACGUCCACUUAACGGAGAUUGUCUGACUUUUAGUGGGUGCUAUACGGUGCGCGCUAAUUUAAGGAUGCACUGCAUUCCCUUACAAAAAACGGUGGCUACUUUUGUUGACCCAAAGUUGGUUGCAAUCGAUAGCAUGGCGGCAGAGAAUUCAACCAGUGCUGGUGGACAGCUUCCGGAACCAGUGCUGGUGGACGGCUACAAGAGGCCGCUGUCCAAAGUUCUGCAUUUGGGUUUGACGAAAGCCAGCCGUAAAUCGAAUCAAGUCGUGGUGGAAAUUGGGGAGGACUUGGUUAAAACGGGAUGCGGCGGACUGGCAGUCUACGAGGAAGACCCGGUAUUUUUCCUGGAAAUUGACCUAACAAAUAUUUUGGAAUGGUGGUUCGGCGCCGAAGGGGGCCGGCUAAGAGUCCGGCUUAUGCCAGAAAAGAAAGCACAGGUUCCCGGGAGAGAGGACAAGUACACCGCGGCGAUACGAGCAGCAGACCCCCGCCUCUUUUUUCAUAUAGCCUCCGGAGGUGAGUCGCUGGUGGGUCGAGCCGGACUGGGUGUCCCACGAGGUUACUGGAACUUCUCCUGGCUGGCCGAGGAGGAGCUAAACUCCCCCAAGGCCGUAGCGCCAACGUCAGAUACGGGGUGCCCCGGCAACAGGAAGUCAUGUGACCACCCGCAGCCUGAGGAUAACCCUGAUUUCACGUGGAGCGUGGUGGCGGCAGAGAACCCCUGGGAAGAGGGGAACGGGAGGAGGGAGAAGAAAGGAGGAAGUACACAGGGCUGGGAGGAAGGUAAGAAUGAAGGUCAGUUCCUGUGGGUGAAUGGCUCUGCCUUGGCAGGUCCAUGGGUCCUGAGCCCCUGGCUGUGGGGAGGUUGGGACCCCUGUGGGAUGGACAUGGCCGUGUUCCUGCACCCCCUGCAGAGCGGACGCUACACUGUGUGGCUCAUUGAGAGGGGCAAAAAUCCGCUAGCCCUCUUGUCCACUGACAUGCUGCCGCCCAUCACAGGCUGGGCAGUGGUCCACCUCACCCUGGGGUCCCGUGGAAUGGCGACCUUCAGGAUCCAAGCCAGCUAUGACCGGCCGAGCGAACAGGAUGCCACCGCCACGAUCAAACCGGGCUUCACCACCAACUGCACCAUGGAUCUCUCCCCUUUCCACAACAUCCCCCUCCAGGGCCAGUACCAUUGUCACCAUGGCCCGGGGGUCCCUCUGGGACAGUUGUGUGACUUCACGAUGGACUGCCCACUCGGCGACGACGAAGGGGACAUGUGCAGUCAGUUUCUCAUUGGCAGCUAUUGCUCCUUCGAUGAUGGUGAGUGCGGUUGGCAGCCAACAGCGGCCAAGGGAUCCUCCUGGAGGCGUGUCCACACCCCGCCAAAGGGGGUGCGGCCCAGCUGUUCAUCAUCCUCAGGUGCCAUGUUCAGUGUGGAUGGAGGGCAGUCCAAGGGUCAUCAGGUGUCAACGUUGCUCAGGAGCCCUCUCUUCCCCCCUCCCCUACGGAACUCUCGAUGUGAGGUACGGUUCUUGAUGUGUUCUGGAGGUGGCCAGAGAAGGGCACUGUCUUUGUGGCUGGUGGAAAACAGCACACGACUAGAGGAGCAGCGCAGACUGUGGUACUCUGCCAAUGAGCCCAAGACCAAGAAAGGCUGGAGACGCAUUAUCGUUCCUCUCUAUGGACUUGUUGACUGGUUCUGGCUCCAGUUCAGUACUGACAAUGGAUCAGGUCCAGGAUCAGCGAUUUGUCUGGAUAACAUCUCCUUCAGUAUGGACUGCUUCCUGGCCUCCAAUGGUGAAUUUCCUCCAACGGUAACCGGCACCACUAAACUGCCAUUGAAACCAACCAAUCAGAACAUUAAAACAACCACCCCGUCCAAUGGAAACUCAAGAACAUUGUCAGACCUUCCUACUCCAACUGACUCAACAAAAUGGGCCUUUCACACUUGUGGGGCAGUUGGUUCAGAGGGGCCCACCCCAACCCAGUGUACCAGCUCCUAUCGGAACAGCAAUGUCAAUGUUAAUGUGGCAACCAGAAGCCCAUUCAAAGGCAUCCAAAUCUGGAGGGUACCAGAGACUGGCAUCUACAGGAUCACAGCUUGUGGGGCGGCUGGCGGUCGCAGUGUAUUGGCCAUGACAAAGUCACAUGGUGUCCAACUCACAGCGGACUUCCUGCUUCAGAAGGGCGUGUUGCUUUAUUUCCUGGUGGGCCAAAAGGGAGAGGACGCUUGCCCCAAUACCAACAGGACACUGAACAAGAUCUGUGUAGAGCAGACACCAUUGGACAAGAAGACACAGGUCAAAGGGGGCGGAGGCGGAGGAGGAGGAGCCACCUAUGUGUUCAAGGUGGAGAGGGGUGUCCACAUCCCCCUGAUCAUCGCAGGUGGAGGUGGUGGACGUGGGUACAGCAGCCAAUCAGACAGCCAGAAUGAGUUAAUGGAUGACCCCAAUGUACCAGGGCGUAACGGGAAGUCUGGAGCGGCAGGUGGAGGCGGAGGUUGGAAUGACAGUAACCCUGGGUCUCUGGGUGGGAGACCCCUAAUACUUGGAGGCCAGGGGGGGCAACCCUGCCAGAAGUUGGGUUGGAAGACCAGAGGGGGCUUCGGGGGAGGGGGAGGCCCCUGUACAUCCGGUGGUGGAGGAGGGGGGUAUAGAGGUGGCAGCACCUCUGAAGCAAAUGACCCAAAGCAGGACGGGGAUGACGGUUCCUCUUUCACCAACCCAGAGGGAGAGAUCUUCCUGGAUGCUCUGAAAGGGAUGGAAAGUGAUGGAGAAGUGAUCAUCUGCCCCGUGCAGAACUGUAGCCACUGUGAGACGGGCGAGUGUCAUGAGAACGAGGAGGGGACAAUGUGUUACUGUGACGAGGACCUCGAACUUGCCCCCGACGGUGUCUCUUGUGUCAAUGCAUCAACAGAGGUGUCUCUGCUGCCACCCCAGCCCUCCCUGUCCCAUCUGGCCCUGGGUCUGUCUGUGGGGACUUCAGCCCUCAUCGCUGCCCUGCUGCUAGCUGUGUCUGGAGUCAUGAUCAUGUACAGACGGAAGCACAUAGAGCUACAGUCCAUUCAGCUGGAGCUCCAGAGCCCAGACUGUAAACUGAGCAAGCUGAGGGCUUCCACCAUCAUGACCGACUACAACCCCAACUACUGCUUCGCUGGGAAGACCGCCUCUGUCAACGACCUGAAGGAGGUGCCCCGACGCAACAUCUCCCUCACCAGGGGACUGGGACAUGGUGCCUUCGGUGAGGUGUAUGAAGGGAUGGCAGUGGGGAUACCUGGAGAGUCCAAUCCCAUGCAAGUAGCAGUUAAGACACUCCCUGAGGUGUGCUCUGAGCAGGAUGAGCUCGACUUUCUCAUGGAGGCUCUCAUUAUCAGUAAAUUCAGCCACCAGAACAUAGUGCGGUGUAUAGGGGUGAGUCUUCAGGCCCUGCCACGCUUCAUCCUACUGGAAUUGAUGGCUGGAGGAGACCUCAAGAGUUUCCUGAGAGAGACGCGGCCCAGACUGGAGCACCCCUCUAGUCUCUCCAUGGUGGACCUGCUCAACGUGGCCAGAGAUAUCGCACAGGGAUGUCAAUACCUGGAGGAGAACCAGUUUAUACACCGGGACAUUGCAGCUCGGAACUGCCUGCUGACCACCAAAGGACAGGGGAGAGUGGCCAAGAUAGGGGACUUUGGAAUGGCCAGGGACAUUUACAGGGCGAACUACUACAGAAAGGGUGGGCGCGCCAUGCUGCCUGUGAAGUGGAUGCCUCCCGAAGCUUUCAUGGAGGGGAUCUUCACAUCCAAAACAGACACGUGGUCCUUUGGUGUUUUGCUAUGGGAGAUCUUCUCUCUGGGCUAUAUGCCCUAUCCCAGUCGCAGUAACCAGGAAGUGUUGGAGUUUGUCACCAGCGGGGGAAGGAUGGACCCUCCCAAAAACUGCCCAGGGCCCGUAUACCGAAUAAUGACACAGAGUUGGCAGCAUCAACCGGAGGACAGGCCCAACUUCUCCACCAUCUUGGAGAGGAUUGACUACUGCUUACAGGACCCCGAUGUGGUGACUGUUACCUUGCCUGUGGAAUAUGGGCCCCUCCCCGAAGCGGAGGAGCAGGUGCCCAUGCGCCCUGAGGAUCUCACGGCCUCUCCCCUGCUGGUGUCCACUCAGAUGGCCGACGGGGAGGGCCCUGCACCGCCACCCUCUGCCCCCGACUCCAACGAGGAGAAACGAAGAGUCAAGCAGCCCCUCCUCCUUUCCAGCCAACCCCCCGAAACUGUCAAGCCCCAGAUGAUGGCGCAACAACCCCAGUUCUACCCCCACCCUCAGACAUUCACCACAACCACCAUCACAGCCACCUCCUUCAUCUCCACCUUCAAGGCGCCUCCCCCCAUCUCCACCCAGCAGCCCAACCCAGAGGGGGGCCACAUUAAUCUGGCAUUCACCCAGGGCUACCCUAAGGAUAAGGAUGGUCACAAUGGGAAGCCCACCAACCUGUGGAACCCCACCUAUGGCUCCUGGUUCCUCCAGCAGCAGCAGAGGAAGCAGCAGCAACAGCAGCAGCAGCAAAGGCAGGGAUACAUGGGCAGUGGAGGUGGGGGCUUGGAGGUGGGAGGGUUCCGGGCGAGGGGCAGGAGUACCAGGGGCGGACUGUGGCCGAGGCUGCGGGGGCCCUGGGUCUCCAGCAACAGCAGCACAAGCAGCAGCAGUUCCAGCCACCGUAUCCCUUCCAUCCACAGCAGCAACAGCAUCAACAACAGCAGAUGCAGCUCCUGCACCACCAACAUCAGCAGCAACAGCAGGGGCUCUGCAAGCCCCUCUUGCCCCCUCCUCCCCCACCCCAGGCCACCUUCUCGGAUAUCACUGCCCCUACCCCGCUCCUGUUAGAUUCUGCCACCCUCCCCCAGUCCCCCUCUUCAGACUUCGCCACUUCCCCUGCGGGAACAUCGGCUACGGCUACCAGGAGCAAGGGUUG
Molecule: messenger RNA, 5182 nt
Organism: Oncorhynchus nerka (sockeye salmon)
Lineage: Eukaryota; Metazoa; Chordata; Actinopteri; Salmoniformes; Salmonidae
Product: ALK tyrosine kinase receptor-like
Exons: 29
Coding region: 1-5094 (1697 amino acids)
Biological process (GO): cell surface receptor protein tyrosine kinase signaling pathway; regulation of cell population proliferation; positive regulation of kinase activity
Cellular component (GO): plasma membrane; signaling receptor complex
Molecular function (GO): transmembrane receptor protein tyrosine kinase activity; ATP binding
Source: RefSeq, a predicted model, not a curated record